Molecule: messenger RNA, 1536 nt
Organism: Penicillium alfredii
Lineage: Eukaryota; Fungi; Ascomycota; Eurotiomycetes; Eurotiales; Aspergillaceae
Product: glycylpeptide N-tetradecanoyltransferase swoF
Exons: 4
Coding region: 1-1536 (511 amino acids)
Biological process (GO): N-terminal peptidyl-glycine N-myristoylation
Cellular component (GO): cytoplasm
Molecular function (GO): glycylpeptide N-tetradecanoyltransferase activity
Source: RefSeq, a predicted model, not a curated record
AUGUCGGACCAGAAGGAUAGCAAAGGAAAGACCCCUCAGCGCCCCGAGAAUGAGUCCGGAUCCGCCAGCGGAGACGGCGCGACAGGCUCGGGCAACGACAAUCGCUCAAAUGAGUCGAAAACGGUCCCCAAGAACGUUGCCGAGUCGCUGAUUGAAAUGAACCCGGCACUGAAGAACGAACUCGUCUCGAUGGACAAGGACAAGGCCGCGAAUGCGCUGCGAAACAUGGAUAUUUCGCAACUGCUGACCGGCCUGUCGAUGGGAGGAAAGAACCAGAAGGAUAUGGCCUCAUACAAGUUCUGGCAGACACAGCCUGUGCCCCGAUUCGAUGACCAGGCCGCGAAGGCCCCAAUUGCCCAGGGUCCUAUCAAGAUCAUCAAGCCCGACGAAGUGUCAAAAACGCCUGACCCGCUGCUGGAGGGGUUUGAGUGGUGCACUCUUGACCUGACAAAUGAAACGGAGCUCCGGGAGCUGUAUGAGCUGCUGAAUAACCAUUAUGUCGAGGACGACAACGCCAUGUUCCGGUUCAGCUACUCGCAGUCGUUCUUGCAUUGGGCUCUCAUGUCUCCCGGGUGGAAGAAAGAAUGGCACGUUGGAGUUCGCGCUACCAAGUCGCGCAAGCUGGUCGCCUCGAUCUGUGGUGUUCCUACGGAGCUUCGUGUCCGCGGUGAGCGGAUCAAGGUGACUGAGAUCAACUUCCUGUGUAUCCACAAGAAGCUGCGCUCGAAGCGCUUGACGCCUGUCCUCAUCAAAGAGAUCACUCGGCGCUGCUAUGUCAAUGGCAUCUUCCAGGCAAUCUACACCGGCGGUGUGAUCCUGCCCACCCCUGUCAGUUCCUGCCGGUACUACCACCGUGCGCUAGACUGGCUGAAGCUGUAUGAAGUCGGAUUCUCCCCCCUGCCGCAUGGAUCUACCAAAGCUCGCCAGAUCACCAAGAACCACCUGCCCAGCAACACGUCGACACCCGGCCUGCGGGCCAUGGAAGUCAAGGAUAUUGACGCCGUCUAUGACCUGCUGGAGCGGUAUAUGCGGCGAUUCGAUCUUAACCAAGCGUUUACCCGGGAUGAAAUCGAGCACUGGCUGGUGUACAAGGAACAGCCCGGUAAGGAGCAGGUGGUCUGGUCGUAUGUGGUGGAGGACCCGGAGACGCACAAGAUUACCGACUUCGUCUCGUUCUACAAUCUCGAGUCGACCGUUAUCGACAACCCCAAGCACGAGGCUGUCCGCGCAGCUUAUCUUUACUACUAUGCGACUGAAACGGCCUUCACCGAUAACACUAAGGCUCUCAAGGACCGUCUGCUGGUGCUGAUGAACGAUGCGCUCAUUCUUGCCAAGCAGGCUCAUUUUGACGUCUUCAAUGCUCUCACGCUGCACGACAACCCCCUGUUCCUCGAGCAACUCAAGUUCGGCGCCGGUGACGGCCAGCUCCACUUCUAUCUGUACAACUACCGCACGGCACCCGUCCCUGGUGGCAUAAACGACAAGAACCUGCCCGACGAGAAGAAGAUGGGCGGCGUGGGAAUUGUCAUGCUUUAA